GGGGACAGUGACCGGGAGGAGCGGGGCUCAGAAGAGCCGAGCACAGCCCUGCACGGCAGAGCCGCGGCGGAGCGCGGAGUGGCGGCAGCAGCACCGCCGGGCAGCAGGCGGGGCGGCGGCAGUGCCGACCUUAAAAUCUCAAGCCAUGUAUUUCCUUGGACUGCUGUCUCUGCUGGCUUUGCAAAGCGAAGCCUUCAAGACCAAUAUUCCUGAUGAAACCAUUGCUGAGCUGUCUGUGAACGUUUACAACCAGCUGCGAGCCACCAGGGAGGAUGAGAACAUCCUGUUCUCCCCUCUGAGCAUUGCCAUAGCCAUGGGCAUGGUGGAGCUGGGAGCCCAUGGAACCACCUUGAAGGAAAUCCGGCAUUCCAUGGGCUUUGACAGCUUGAAAAACGGUGAAGAGUUUGCCUUCCUGAAGGAGCUUUCUGACAUGGCAACUGCUGAAGAAAGUCACUACGUGCUGGACAUCGCCAACUCCCUCUACGUGCAGAAUGGGUUCCAUGUCAGUGACAAAUUCCUGCAGCUGGUGAAAAAAUACUUUAAAGCUGAAGUAGAGAAUGUAGAUUUCAGCCAAAGUGCAGCUGUUGCUACUCAGAUCAAUAAAUGGGUGGAAAAUCACACAAAUAGUAUGAUCAAAGAUUUUGUGUCUUCAAGAGACUUUGGUGCUCUAACUCAUUUGGCUCUCAUCAAUGCAAUCUACUUUAAAGGCAACUGGAAGUCACAGUUCAGGCCUGAAAAUACCAGAACUUUUUCUUUCACUAAAGAUGAUGAAAGUGAAGUGCAAAUUCCAAUGAUGUACCAGCAGGGAGAGUUCUACUAUGGAGAGUUCAGUGAUGGCUCCAAUGAAGCAGGAGGGAUCUACCAGGUCCUGGAAAUCCCCUACGAGGGGGAUGAGAUCAGCAUGAUGAUUGUCCUUUCCAGGCAGGAGGUCCCCCUGGCCACACUGGAGCCACUGGUCAAGGCCUCCUUGAUUAAUGAAUGGGCUAACUCUGUGAAGAAGCAAAAAGUGGAGGUGUAUUUGCCAAGGUUCACAGUAGAACAGGAAAUUGAUCUGAAGGAUGUCUGGAGAGGUCUGGGAAUUACAGAGCUGUUCAGCAGCAGUGCUGACCUCACUGCCAUGUCUGAUAACAAGGAACUUUACCUUGCAAAGGCAUUGCACAAGGCAUUUCUAGAAGUUAAUGAGGAAGGAUCAGAAGCUGCUGCUGCCUCAGGAAUGAUUGCCAUCAGCAGAAUGGCAGUGCUCUAUCCCCAGGUCAUAGUGGACCAUCCCUUCUUCUUUUUGGUCAGAAACAGAAGAACAGGUACCGUGUUGUUCAUGGGAAGGGUAAUGCACCCCGAGGCAAUGAAUUCCAGUGGCCAUGACUUCGAAAAGCUUUAACUGCCACCAGCUACCAGAAGGAGGAGAUAAGCACAUAAAGUUUGAAGUUAAUAUAUUUAAGUCCAAAGACUGACUUGAUCAAUGAGCCAGGAGCAGAAUGUGUGCAGCUCUGGAUAAUGCAAAUGGCAAAGCUUGGUGGGCAUUUCUAGAGCUGAAGAAGCCCCUGUGGACACUGUGAUCUCACCUGUCCCUGGCAGAGCAGGCACAUCACAGCCUGCGAUGCGCCGCUCGAGCAGAGAAAACUGAACAGACUGAGCCCAGUGGAUUUGAUUCUUGCCUGUGGUAGACUUUGUGUGAACUGUCCCACGUGAUUCUCAAGUGCUGCUUUUCUGGAUGCUCCUGCAUGUGGCUGCCACUGACCCCCUAAGUGUUGAUGCCAAUAAAACCCGAUCGAUCGCAUGGAUAUCCGAGACCUGUCAGUGUAGAAAGCUCUGUGUGUGACUGAAGUAAAGGAGUUCACUAGUAA
Pyrgilauda ruficollis (rufous-necked snowfinch) is the source of this 1844-nucleotide messenger RNA. It is a transcript of the gene SERPINI1, whose product is annotated as serpin family I member 1. The record is from RefSeq and is a predicted model, not a curated record. Gene Ontology annotation, biological process: negative regulation of endopeptidase activity. Gene Ontology annotation, molecular function: serine-type endopeptidase inhibitor activity. Lineage: Eukaryota; Metazoa; Chordata; Aves; Passeriformes; Passeridae. The transcript has 10 exons. The coding region runs from base 146 to 1378 and encodes 410 amino acids.